Molecule: messenger RNA, 1149 nt
Organism: Symbiodinium sp. CCMP2592
Lineage: Eukaryota; Dinophyceae; Suessiales; Symbiodiniaceae
Source: the annotation of a GenBank genome assembly
AUGGCUCGUGUUUUCAUGUGUGCCACGGCACUGCUUGCAUCUGUCUGCUUCGUUGUGCCUCGUCCAGAACAUCCGCGAUUCCAAGUGAAUCAACUUCGAUUUCGGAAGACAGACAGGCAAUGCAAGCAGACUGCACUGGCAUCAGCAACUCUCUGCUUAAGUUUGAGCUUGGUCACUGGAGUCUCGACGUAUACAUGGCAAGCGCGAAACAAGUGUCGUGCGCCAUUACGACAAUGCCGGCUCCGAAGCAUCGACGAUGAGAGCAUGCUGCUGUUGGCUGAAGCUCGACGGCUACGGGCUGAAGCUGCCAACUUAGAGCAGGAACAGUUGAGAGCAAAAGAGCUGAUGAUGGUUCGCGGCGGCUUGGAACUAGUCCAGCACCAGCCAGAUUGGCCCCAGCCGAUGACUGCGCCGGCACUAAAAGCCCUUACCCAUGUGAAGCCAAGAGUCCAGAGGGAGACCAAACCUCCACGGUCAGCCCAGCCAGAGCCUCAUGUGAAGCCCGUGGAAGACUUUGAGUACGAGAUUCCUGUCAUGGACCAUUCCUUGCGGCUGCUGGCAACACUGCCAUACUUGCUACCAGCCAUUGAUGCCUGGCGCUUCUUUGGUGUUGGCAUCGCAUUCGAAGCCUGGCCUGCGCUGUACAUGGAGUGGACGUCCUUGGCAACAGAGGUCCCAGAGGACUUCCCCUGCAUCUUCGCCGCGCUGUAUCCCGUGCUACUGUUUGGCAUGCCCUUGAUCGCAGUGCGACGAUGGCUGCCAGAACUCCUGCGUGUGAACCUCAAUCAGGCUUUCCUGUUCAGCGGGAUCCUCUGUCUUGCUUUUCACCUCUCCGCUUUCAGCCGAUGGUUGGCGUUCCUGUGUGCCGGCGAUGAUGCACUGUAUGUGCCAGCUGCUGCAGAGCCGCCUUUGAUGCCUGGUGGUCAUGUACUGUUGCCGCUAAUGGCAGCGUGCAUCGUCUACAGCAUCUACUGCACACUUUGCAGAGGCACUUUUCCCGACAAGAUCCCUUUCAUUUCUGCUGAAGCUAGAAGAAGCUUGGGGACUAGCCCGACUGCUCUGAGGAGCAAGUCGUGCUCCAAUUUCUUGGAGCGCAAGUCGCGAAGCCACAGGAUCCUUCCGGGAGCCCACCGAGACGAUGCGGAUUAG